Molecule: messenger RNA, 2939 nt
Organism: Polyodon spathula (Mississippi paddlefish)
Lineage: Eukaryota; Metazoa; Chordata; Actinopteri; Acipenseriformes; Polyodontidae
Product: polyadenylate-binding protein 1
Exons: 15
Coding region: 629-2533 (634 amino acids)
Cellular component (GO): nucleus; cytosol; ribonucleoprotein complex
Molecular function (GO): poly(A) binding; poly(U) RNA binding; mRNA 3'-UTR binding
Source: RefSeq, a predicted model, not a curated record
GUUCCGGAGCUAGUCUCGGCACACGUCUAUUCUAUAAAAAAAAAAAAAAAAAAAUUAAAAAAAAUUAAAAACACAAAAAUAACUAAAAACAUUGCCUUUCUCUUGUAAAAAAAAAAAAAAAAUCAGGUGAAGCAAGGAAACGUCUACCAAACUAUAAACCAAGAAGAAGAAAUAGCGGAAAAAAACGACGUGUUGAAGAAAAAGGCCUGUGCUUGAUUUUCGAAUUGCGUUAGACUUCUUAUCUCUGUUUCUCUGUCGUGUCUAUCUGGCUGCUGCCCAUGUGCGAUUUGCGUUUGAGAGAAAUCUUCAACACAUAUCAGAAACUAGCGUCGAUUUCCAAAUAUUGAAGUAUAUUUGGUGUAUCGGUACGCUUCUAAGAUUUUAUUUUUUUUUCAUUUUUCACGUUACGUUAAGGAAGCAAGCCGCGCGUUCCUUUACUAAGUUAGGUUUAAAUUCUGUUUAAGGGUUUCGUAAAUUAAAAAUAAAACCGAGUUUGUGUUUUAUAAACAAAUUUUUAAAUAGUCUUUAAACGUAUUAUUUUUAAUUAUUACUUUUAGGGUAGAUCUAAAAAAAAAAAAAAAAAAAAAAAAAAAACUUCCUUGUUUUAUAAUCGAUUGCGUUUACGAAGAUGAAUCCCAGCGCUCCGAGCUACCCGAUGGCCUCCCUGUAUGUCGGCGAUCUCCACCCAGAUGUAACCGAGGCCAUGCUAUACGAGAAAUUCAGUCCCGCUGGGCCGAUCCUGUCGAUUCGGGUCUGCAGGGACAUGAUCACCCGAAGGUCCCUUGGAUAUGCAUACGUCAACUUCCAGCAACCCGCCGAUGCUGAGCGUGCUUUGGACACCAUGAACUUUGAUGUCAUCAAGGGAAAGCCUGUGCGUAUCAUGUGGUCUCAACGUGACCCUUCUUUGAGGAAGAGUGGAGUGGGAAACAUCUUCAUCAAGAACCUGGACAAAUCCAUAGAUAACAAAGCUCUAUAUGACACCUUCUCUGCUUUUGGAAAUAUCCUUUCCUGUAAGGUGGUAUGUGAUGAAAAUGGUUCAAAGGGAUAUGGAUUUGUGCACUUUGAAACCCAGGAAGCUGCAGAAAGAGCCAUUGAAAAGAUGAACGGCAUGCUUCUCAAUGACCGAAAAGUAUUUGUUGGGCGUUUCAAAUCUCGCAAGGAGCGGGAGGCCGAGCUUGGCGCUAGGGCAAAGGAGUUCACAAAUGUGUACAUCAAAAACUUUGGAGAGGACAUGGAUGAUGAGAAGCUUAAAGAAAUUUUUGGACCAGCCUUGAGUAUCAGAGUAAUGACUGAUGACAGUGGAAAGUCAAAGGGCUUUGGCUUUGUUAGCUUUGAGAGACAUGAAGAUGCACAAAAAGCAGUGGAUGAGAUGAAUGGGAAAGAGGUCAAUGGAAAACAAAUCUACGUUGGCCGCGCUCAGAAGAAAGUUGAACGUCAGACGGAGCUUAAGCGCAAGUUUGAGCAAAUGAAGCAGGACAGAAUGACCCGUUACCAGGGUGUCAAUCUGUAUGUGAAAAAUCUUGAUGAUGGCAUCGAUGAUGAGCGUCUGCGCAAGGAGUUUACACCAUUUGGCACCAUUACUAGUGCUAAGGUUAUGAUGGAGGGUGGUCGUAGCAAGGGCUUUGGCUUUGUGUGUUUCUCCUCCCCGGAGGAAGCCACCAAGGCUGUGACUGAAAUGAACGGCAGGAUUGUCGCUACCAAGCCUCUGUACGUUGCUCUGGCGCAGCGCAAGGAGGAGCGACAGGCUCACCUGACCAACCAGUACAUGCAGAGGAUGGCAAGUGUCAGAGCUGUUCCAAACCCAGUCAUCAACCCUUACCAGCCAGCACCUCCUUCUGGAUACUUCAUGGCAGCUAUUCCACAGGCUCAGAACCGAGCUGCAUACUACCCAACAAGCCAGCUUGCACAACUGAGACCUAGCCCUCGCUGGACUACACAGGGUGUGAGGCCGCAGCAUUUCCAAGGCAUGCCCAAUGCCCUCCGCCCUUCAGCCCCAAGAGCACCAACCUUCAGUGCAAUGAGACCAACUUCCUCUCAGGGGGUUCCACGCGUGAUGUCCACUCAGCGAGUUGCAACACAGGCGAUGGGACCACGCCCUGCCGCUGCUGCUGCGGCUGCUGCAGCUGCUCCUGGGGUCCGAGGUGUUCCACAGUACAAGUACGCUGCCGGUGUCCGCAAUCCUCAGCAGCAUCUCAACAGUCAGCCCCAGGUUUCCAUGCAGCAGCCUGCUGUCCAUGUGCAAGGCCAGGAACCUUUGACUGCUUCCAUGCUAGCCUCUGCUCCUCCACAGGAGCAGAAGCAGAUGCUGGGUGAGCGUCUUUUCCCACUGAUCCAGGCGAUGCAUCCCAGUUUGGCUGGAAAAAUCACUGGAAUGCUUCUGGAGAUUGACAAUUCUGAGCUGCUCCACAUGCUGGAGUCUCCAGAGUCUCUGAGAUCCAAGGUUGAUGAAGCUGUAGCUGUACUGCAGGCCCAUCAGGCCAAAGAGGCUGCACAGAAAUCUGUAACGAAUUCAGCUGGUGUUCCAAGUGUCUAAGCUAAGGUAUGAGGGACCUUGAAAUGAGACCAACUUGCUUCACCUAAGGAAAAAAAAAAAUUAAACAUUGAAAAAUUCUAAAACACUCAAAACAUUGCAAAAAAAUAAAACCUAUAAAAAAGGAAAGGAAACUUUACAGAACUGAUGCCAGGUCUAGAGAAACUAAAGCUAGACCUAGAUAUAUAUUUAAAAAAAAAAAAAAAAGGAAAAAGAAACUUUAAAUUAUAAAAACUAGGGGUUUGAUCAUUUUCACCACAGUACAUGAAACAAAGCAUUCCUUUCUUUUAUUUUGUAUUCCUUUACUGUGUGAAUGCUCAGAAUGUCAACACUGUCGGUUGGCAGUGGUAUUUGAUAGCUGAGCGUUGAAAAAAAAUGCUUGCUUUAAUAAAAGUUUAAAACAUCUGAA